Molecule: messenger RNA, 2067 nt
Organism: Diaporthe citri
Lineage: Eukaryota; Fungi; Ascomycota; Sordariomycetes; Diaporthales; Diaporthaceae
Exons: 9
Coding region: 1-2067 (688 amino acids)
Molecular function (GO): protein binding
Source: RefSeq, a predicted model, not a curated record
AUGGAAGAAGUAGACUUUGUCAGGGACUUCAAGAGCGGUGUGCGAGACUAUUUCACUCACAAGACUGAGUACUCGCAGGUUCAAGCUGUCCUGAUCGCCUGGUCCGAGAACGAUGUCGGCCCCGAACAAGAGUUGAAAGACCUGCGUGCUGUCUUCGAAAAAGACUAUCAAUUCAGCGUGUCCACCUUCAACAUUCCCAACCAUGGGUCCUCGCCGGGUGCGAAACUCAACUUGGAGAUCGCAAGUCUGGUAGACACGAAAUGCAACCAUAGCGACUCGCUCGUGAUCAUCUAUUACGCCGGUCAUUGCGGCCCAGACAAGCAUGGAAAUGCCGAAUGGGCAGCCUUUGAGACCGGUGGACCGACGCUGUCGUGGCAUAUAACCCAGCAAAUUCCAUUUGCUGCCCAUGGGGACGUCCUCGUCCUCCUGGAUUGCUGCAAUGCUUCGCUUCUGACUAGACGAACAAAGGACGGUGGCAGAUUCGAGCUGCUCGCCGCGUCAGCGAAGGGGGCGAAGACGCCAAUUCCUGGAAGGAAGUUUUUCACAAGAGCCCUUAUCAAGGAGCUGAAGAAGCACGCUGCAGUCGGCAUCGAUGCGGAUGAGCUAGCUGACAGGCUGCGAGAAGACGACAGAAUUACCGACGGCAGGUUUGUUAGGAGACCUGCUGGCUACGUCCUUUUCCGCGCCUCGCUGUCCGACGAUGUAACCGGGCGCGAAAUCGCCGACUGGCUGAAGACGGCAGCGCCAAAGAAUGUCACGGCAGUAGAUAUCGAGCUAGUCAUCACCCGAGCCCGACGCCUGCAGGGCCUCUUGGAUGGACAGGGCUACGCCGAUAGUUCCGUCUUCAGCCGGCUCUCCGAGCCCGCAAGGCAGGAGAUUGUUCGACAACUCCAGGGGCUGAACACUGUGAUGUCAACAGCAGAGGGAAACGCUCGUGAUCCAACCAGAGCCGCCGACAGAGCCUCGAUUGAGGAGUCGAUUGAGAGCAUCAAUAGCGGCGUCGCCAAUGUGUGCUCAGCGGUAGAAACCCCGAUCCUAUUGGAUCUCAGCCAGGACAGCGAGAGUCUGGAGGAUGAUGAGCUUGUGACAGCUGCAGAUGCGGGCCCAGCGAUUCUUCUCCGCCGGGCUGUAGAAAGCCACCAGCAACAGCUCCAGCAGGGCCCGCCCCCGGUCGAGUCCCGGCGCUCCACCCGCCGAUUGAUCAAGAACAUCCUCGCCAGCGCUCCUAAUCUCAACAACAAGGCUGACAGGCCUAACCCGAGCGCCCCAGACCUAACCAUCGCGUCUGCAAAAUUUAAGCAUAAUUUUAUCUCGGAUAGUAUCACAUUCAUCAAAACUGCAUCUAAAUUCAAGACGGGCACAAUCGAGCAGAAGAUUGUCGUCAUCGAGACGUACAAAUACCAGAAGAAUGAUGAUGGGGAGCCUUACCAGGAACAAGCCAAGAAGAUGGUCAGUCUCCUACGCCACCCGAAACUUUUCGAAACGCAUCAUGAUGUCUAUUCACUGGUCGUGGUGCUUCUCGAGAUGGCGCUCUGGAAGGACAUAGGAUCUAUUGUUCACCCGAAGGGCGUACCCAUGAUCACGAAUGCGAACGUACACAAGAGCAUCGUGUGCCUGAGAUCGGGUUUCUUAAGAAGGGAGCUCUCUAGCCCGUCCAAGACAGGAGAUGUCAAGUCUGUCAAAAUUCUGAAUCACACGGAGGAGGAAAUGGCACUUCUUCUUGAGUUCAUCUAUUCUGGAGGCAUCGCAGCCAUCGACGACCUUAAGCCUGACGAUUGUGGUUCCGGGACGGCCUGCCAGCUCGUCAUCGCCUACUUUGUGUGGGUGGCACGUGGCUGGCUGGUCCGCGACCCCAUGAUCGAGCGGCUCAACGCCAGGUUUCCCUUGUUUGGCAACCAUGUUCUGACCACCUUGGCCCACGGCCCGCAGUCACCGUACGUCCAAGGUGAUGCACAGCUCAUGUCCGCUGCCAACAACCCAGGUAGCGCUUUCGGCACCAAUUACUCUCGGGCUCAGGUUGAGGCGCCGGGCCAGGCCACGAAGCUUUUCCCGCCUAAGCCCCUGUAG